Molecule: messenger RNA, 812 nt
Organism: Dalotia coriaria
Lineage: Eukaryota; Metazoa; Arthropoda; Insecta; Coleoptera; Staphylinidae
Exons: 1
Coding region: 86-763 (225 amino acids)
Source: RefSeq, a predicted model, not a curated record
AAAUAUUACCCCAAAUAUCGCCCCCAAUAUUACCCAAAAUCAAAGAACCAUUACAGAAAGCCCAUGUGAAAUAUACAAGCGCCAAAUGCCAACUAACAACAUAAGACAAGAAACCCCAUGUAAUGAAUGUAGUGAUAAAUACCAAGCUGCUUCGGUUCCACCGCCUCCUGACUGCGAAUACCAAGAGUUUGGAGCAGAGAUGGGCGGCAACUCGCUCAUCAUUCGCGUGCAUAAAGACAAUGCGCGUGUGGACCAGCUGAAAGACGAAUCCUGCUGCUGCGAGCCGGGAGGUAAGCCGAAACCUGCCGUUUAUCAAGUCUCGCAAUCCUCACCAUGCACUUGUUCCAAUCAGGCCGCCGGCGCAGCAACACGAAAAGGAGGCGUAUGUCCUGAUUGCUGUCCCGAUAAUAAAACUCCCUUUACGUUCAAAAUGGGCGGCACCACUCAAGCAGAUAAUCAGAUUAGUGUGUUCUCACCAACUAAGAACGACCCAUCCGAUAACAAAUUGGGUACCUUGGCAGAUCCAACAAAGGAAGUGUUUAUUCUGAGAAUCGGAAAGAAAAAUGAGAGCGCUUCAAAGAAGAAUAACAUGGAGAUUGAGUUAUGCACACCAAGGGGAAAAGAAUUUAAACCACCGCAACCGAAAACCGAUACAGAACAACAAUGUGAUGCUCAGGAAGUAAAAGCAGAAAAGGGCAAAAAAGGAAAAGGUAAAAAGGGCAAAGGCAAAAAGGGCAAAGGAAAGGGUAAAAAGAAAAAGUGAUUGUGUUAAUUGUGUAAUUGUCAAUUAAUAAACCUAUCUGUGUAUCAAA